Molecule: messenger RNA, 1912 nt
Organism: Sorghum bicolor (sorghum)
Lineage: Eukaryota; Viridiplantae; Streptophyta; Magnoliopsida; Poales; Poaceae
Product: protein HOMOLOG OF MAMMALIAN LYST-INTERACTING PROTEIN 5
Exons: 7
Coding region: 206-1630 (474 amino acids)
Biological process (GO): late endosome to vacuole transport via multivesicular body sorting pathway
Cellular component (GO): multivesicular body
Source: RefSeq, a predicted model, not a curated record
CGAUUCCACGAUCGGAAGCUUCUCCGCCGCUCUCCUCUGUUUUCCUUCCCGACGAAGCAGCGGCAGCAGCAGCAGCAGCUGCAACGACUCCUCACCCAAAUCAAACCAAACCAAUCCGCCGCUCACUCCGCCGUCAUCUCCGACCUCCUGGGAUCUCAGCCGCCAAAUCCGGGCCGUGCUCGCGCUUGGGCGUCUGCCGCCUCCGAUGGGGAGCGAGUCGGAGCCCGCCAAGGGGCUGCUGCCCUACCUGCAGCGCGCCGACGAGCUGCAGAAGCACGAGCCCCUCGUGUCGUACUACUGUCGGCUCUACGCGAUGGAGAAGGGGCUCAGGAUACCCCAGAAGGAGCGCACCAAGACCACAAACUCCAUCCUCAUCUCCCUCAUGAACCAGCUCGAGAAGGACAAGAAAUCAUUGACUUUGGGGCCUGACGACAAUCUUCAUUUGGAGGGAUUUGCAUUAAAUGUCUUUGCUAAAGCAGAUAAACAGGACCGUGCUGGACGAGCUGACAUAAACACUGCUAAAACCUUUUAUGCUGCAAGCAUCUUCUUCGAGAUUCUUAACCAGUUUGGCGAGCUUCAACCUGAUGUUGAGCAAAAACAGAAAUAUGCCAUCUGGAAAGCUGCUGAAAUAAGAAAAGCUCUCAAAGAAGGCCGGAAGCCUGAAGCUGGACCACCUGGUGGGGAUAAAGAUGAAGCGCCUGUCAAUACCACCACCAUUUCUCAGGAUAUGGGGCAAAGUCCUUCCUUCAAUGUACACCAGGGCAGUGAAGCCUCACCUCGACCUGUCAACAUGGAUUUUAGUAGGCGGGAUAGCUUUUCUGCUGUGCAGCCAGGAAAUAAUGUGCCUCGCCAAAGUACAGAGUUCAAUGAUCAUCCCUCUACCCAGUUACCUUAUUCACCCCCACCACCCUCACAAUCUCAGUAUCCUUCUCCAUCACAAUCUUAUUCCUCUCCCUCGUACCAGGCAACAGAUUACCCUUCUGAUUUACACACACCAUCCCCCAAUUUUUCAUCUCCCCCCUACACAAGCACAGAUCAUCCUACCAAUGAGGUCCACAAACCACCUUCCAAUUAUUCCCCACCUCCUUACACCAGGACAGAUCACCCUUCCAGUGAUGGCUACAAUCCUCACAGCAAUGAUAAACCAGAUGUUUCGGCUUACCCUCAGGCAUACCAACCCCCACCCUACACAAUUGACCCUCAGCACACCUCUCAAAACUACUACUCCACCGAAGCCCCAGCUGCUCCAUACAACUACCCUAAUUUCCAGUCAUAUCCAAGUUUCCAGGACAGCACGGCACCUUCUGUCCCAACACAUCAAUCUUCAUUUUAUCCUGCAAGUGAUGGCCCUGCAGCUACAUCAUACACUCCUGCAUCGAAUUCCUCUGCCCCUACACACUACCUCUCAACUGCUGAGUCUUCACCUCAACUUGCUCCUCCAGCUGUGCCACCAGCUAGCCAGUAUAAAUAUGAUAGCAGUUACCAGCCAGAAGUUGAGAAGAUUGCUGAGGCUCACAAGGCAGCCAGAUUUGCUGUCGGUGCUCUUGCAUUUGACGACGUAUCUGUUGCUGUGGAUCACCUGAAACGUGCACUGGAUCUUCUGACAAACCCUUCCGCUGAACCUCAUUAGCUCUUUGCAUCACCGUGCGUGCUCUUGUCAGAAGCAUCAUCUGUACAUAUACAAGAUUGGUAUACCACCCAUGGGAUAUUGCCAGUUUGCAUACAUACAAGACAGGGGUUACCACAUAAAUCUAGGAGAUAAUAAGCGAGCCGUGUGGGCUUUUGAAGUGACACUUACAGGAAUUGUCAAAUUCAAUUAUUUUAUUCAGAGUUUUGUGCUACGUAACCCAUCGUAUUCAUUCAUUUGCAUAUUCUUGAGGUCUGGUAUGGUAUUUUGGGUUUGGAUUGUUGA